AUGCUCGUGAUCACAGCGAGUGAGAUCGUUGCAAUUGUCAAGCCAAUACUCGAAGGAAUCCAAUAUUUGGCUGAACGCGGGAGGGUGCUCGCCACUUUGACAAUGAAUACCAUUUAUUUCACUCAGUCGGGCAUGGUCAAGAUAGUUGGUGUCGAAGACAGCUGCGAGAUAGAUGCUCCAGAAAUGAAUGCUGCGACAAUGAAGCAGUCCGCUUUAGCGGAUAUUGUAAUCAAGCUGAUGGGAAAAUGCCAUCCGACGCAUGAGUGGCCUGUCGAGAUUGAAAAUCUACCUGAACAGCUUGAAACAUGCUCUUUGGAAAAGAUCUUGCAGGUGAGUCCCCCCCCCCCCUUUCUUCAGCGUAUCAAGGCUGAUGUCCCAGACAACCCUCUUUCAGCAAAAGCUACACCCAGAAGAGUUGAAGUUGCUUGUCAAUUUGACGAAUAA
Messenger RNA from Penicillium odoratum, 444 nucleotides. RefSeq lists its product as uncharacterized. Lineage: Eukaryota; Fungi; Ascomycota; Eurotiomycetes; Eurotiales; Aspergillaceae. The record is from RefSeq and is a predicted model, not a curated record. The transcript has 3 exons. Bases 1 to 444 code for a protein of 147 amino acids.